GCUGACAAUUAUACUCACGGUUGAUUGGUGGACGUGUGUCACGUGACUCUUAAGUUUCGUGGUGACGUUCGCAGAGUUUAGUUGACACAGGAGAAAUCCAGGAACACAGGAAUGGGUCAGGAGGCAGGAAAGUCUGCGUGGCCCAGACCAGCAGGAGGAUACCAGACCAUCUCAGGCAGGAGGUACGGCCGGAGACACGCGUAUAUCAGCUUCCGGCCGCUUACGGAUAAACAAAGAGCCACAUCUGGUGUGGACUGCCAGAACAUGGAGAGGACGAGUAGUCAAAAGGAUCAGGCAGUGGCGUCAAAGGCCAGCAUUUCGUCAGUGCUUCAGACCAUCCUCCCGACACCAUGCACAAAUUCGGUGCGCUCGGAGUUAAACGCAGCUUCAAGUCAAGAGGGCCACAGCAAGAGGCAGUCAUCAUUGUUUAGAGUCCUAAAAGCACCCUCCAACCAUUUCAAGAGACCAAAGACUGAACGGGUAGUGCCAUACGACAAACAAUAUUGUUCUGGUAUAGAAAAAAGUGAUCGAGCUAGAGUCUGGCCCAUUAAUGAAGACCGCAAGCCCAACCCGGAAGCUCUGAGUUACAUCAACAUUGAUGCCUAUGAGCCUGACAGUAGCGGAGCUGAGGAGGACGACUUGAGUUUAAACCCGUCUCUGGCUGCACAGAAGAGACUUGAUGGUAUUUGUGAUUUGGGUGGAAAUGAAGAUUCGCUUGAUGAUUCACAUCCUGAUGUCUUUCCAAAAACAAGUAAACGUUCAGCGCAAACGGCACCUUCUAAAAACUCAACAGAACUUCGUUGUGAGGAACCAGAUUUUCAAAGAACUGUACAAGCAAAUAGGAACGUUGGUCAGUCGUUGGUUGGUGAAGACCAAGCUCUGAAUUGCCACGGGGUUACGGCCAGCGCUGGAGCCGUUUCCUAUAUAAGCACAGGAAAAACAAACCCUGAAGAAACAUUACAGUCCGAAAUGGUUGUGAGGCCAAAGAUCCGCAAACAGACGAGCGAGACCCACCUUGAAAGGAGGAAACGUUCAGAAAAAGAGGAAGUGAGCCAUUUGUCGGGCUCAGCGGAUAGAAACAAGUGUGGCUCGGCACCUCCGGGUUUCCUCGCACAAACAAGCCCUGAAAAUGAAUUCCUCUUUGAAUUUCCUCCCAUGACCUUGAGUGACCUCUACUCCAAGGAGAGUAAAAGUGUGAACGAUGAUAACACUAAAGUAGAUGAUGAUGAUGAUGACAAUAUCUGGGAAGAUCUAGAGAAAUUUGAGCCAUCUACAAAGGGUGAUGAAAGCAGCAGCUCAGAAUUCAGCGAGGGCGAGUGGUCGGCUUCGUGGACGUCCGACUCUGGGCUGGAGAAGGAGAGGUGCACAAGUGAAGAAAGCUGGGAGACUCUGCCUGGCAUGGAUGAGCCUCCUGGAAGCAGCAGCAGUCUGGAAGAAGUGCCUUCUCUCAACCUCGCUCUAGAAGAGCAGACCCCUCUGGAGGAGGGCGAGAUCCCCUGGCUCAUGUAUAAUGAAGACUCCGGCAGCAGCAGCGAUGAAGACCCUGAUGGUGUCAGUCAGUUUGUGCACCCUGGACUCUUUAUCCUGGAUGGAAACAAUAACCUGGAGGAUGAUUCUAGCAUGAGUGAAGAUCUGGACACAGAGUGGAGGUUCCUUGAUGAAUUUGGUGAUGGUUUUGGGAUGGCUCAGGCAAUCUCUUACGUGGAUCAUUCCCAGCUCCUCACUUAUAUGGCAUUAGAGGAGCGUCUCGCACAGGCUAUGGAGGCAGCACUGGCUCAUCUGGAGUCUUUAGCUAUAGAUGUGGAGCAGGCUCAUCCCCCCGCCACUGAACAGAUCAUCGACUGCCUACCACAGAUCACCGUGCAUGCCGAAAACAUUGAGCAGGAGCAGUGCUGUGCCAUCUGCUGUUGUGAAUACGUCAAAGAUGAGAUUGCAACCCUGCUUCCGUGCCGCCACAUGUUCCAUAAACUCUGUGUCACUCUCUGGCUCAGAAAGUCUGGCACGUGUCCAGUGUGUCGCCACGUUCUGACCCCGGAAGUGACCGAUCCCUCGUCUUUAAGCUCCGAACAAGAAACGCCACCAUCCGGUCACAGUGCGCCUGAGGGAACGUGUUGAACGGCAGUCACGCACCCAUCUAAACAAUCCCGCAGAGAAGUAUUUAAAUAAUAAAUAACCAGUCUCACUGAGAAAUUCCCAUCUUGAUAUUUCUUUGCUGGAAUGCAGCGGCCAGAUUCCAUUUAACCUAGCGACCUGUGCUGCAAUUCAUGGUCCAAACGUGGCGAACUAAAACUUAUUUUCUGAGAAAAUAUGAAUACGUAUAUAUUCAUAGGAAGCAUAUUUAUUCAUGUUUCAAUUAAACUGUUUUUGUACAUCAAGGCUAAACAUAAUAAGUACUUGUAUUUAACUUUUCACAUGUCGUGUCAAGUAAAACGUUCAAAUGCAAUCCCUCAAUAAAAGCUCACAUUUGGUUCAAA
This is a messenger RNA of Rhinichthys klamathensis goyatoka, 2474 nucleotides long. It is a transcript of the gene pja2, whose product is annotated as praja ring finger ubiquitin ligase 2. NCBI's taxonomy places the organism in Eukaryota, Metazoa, Chordata, Actinopteri, Cypriniformes, Leuciscidae. The coding region runs from base 112 to 2115 and encodes 667 amino acids. The transcript is spliced from 9 exons. The record is from RefSeq and is a predicted model, not a curated record.